This is a messenger RNA of Plasmopara halstedii, 1440 nucleotides long. RefSeq names its product dihydropteridine reductase. The record is from RefSeq and is a predicted model, not a curated record. Bases 1 to 1440 code for a protein of 479 amino acids. Gene Ontology annotation, molecular function: FAD binding; heme binding; nitric oxide dioxygenase [NAD(P)H] activity. Gene Ontology annotation, biological process: nitric oxide catabolic process; cellular response to nitrosative stress. NCBI's taxonomy places the organism in Eukaryota, Oomycota, Peronosporomycetes, Peronosporales, Peronosporaceae. The transcript has a single exon. Gene Ontology annotation, cellular component: intracellular anatomical structure.
AUGGCUCCCAAUCAACACUCUACUACUACAGAUCGCAUUACUGAAUCGAAAGUUUUGUCUGCAGAAACCAUUUCUAUUCUCAAAACGACCGCUCCGGUUGUCAAGGUGCACGGUAAUGAGAUCACCUCCACCAUGUACAAAAUUAUGUUUUCAGAGUUUCCAGAGGUUCAAAACCUUUUCAACAUGUCGCAUCAUCGCGUGGCUGGUGCCACGAAAGGAGGGGCUCCUUCUGGUGUAUCUCGUCAGGCUGCAACACUCGCCAAUGCAGUUAUCGGCUUUGCUGCAAAUUGUGAUCAACUCGAUAAUCUCGGCGAUGCUGUUCCACGCAUGGUACACAAACAUGUGAGCCUCGAUAUUCGAGCAAAACAUUAUCCGAUUGUCGGUGGCUGCCUACUUCGUGCCAUCAAACAGGUUCUUGGAAAUGCUGCUACAGAUGAAAUUAUGGAUGCGUGGAAAGAAGCAUACUGGUUUCUUGCCCACCUCCUCAUUCAAGCAGAGGAUCAGAUGCGUGACGAAUUUGAAGGCAUGCCUGGUGGUUGGGUUGGAUAUCGCGAGCUGCGCGUAGCUCGCAAAGUGAAAGAGAGUACUGAAGUCACUUCGUUUUAUCUCGAAAGCACUGACCCAUCUAAAGGUCUUAUGAAUUUCAAACCGGGUCAGUUUCUGUCGCUCAAAUUCGACCAACUUCAAAGUGAUCGCUCGAUUGUACGCAAUUACAGUUUGUCUUCUGCACCCGGACAAAAGUUUUAUCGCAUUUCUGUUAAGAAAGAGUCGGGUACGAGUGACAUUCCGGCUGGAAUUGUCUCGAGCUAUUUGCACGAUCAUGUUACAAUUGGCAGCAUUCUUCAUGUAGGUCCACCAUGUGGUCAUUUCCAAUUGGAACCGUCCACCAAGCCAAUUGUGUUUAUCAGUGGUGGCGUGGGUACCACCCCUUUACUGAGUAUGCUCGAAUCUCUUCUAGCUUCAUCACCGAAGAAGAAAUCAAAAAAAUCUAUUCGAUUCGUUCAAUAUGCUCGCAACCCCAAUGUUGUCGCCUUUCGCAAGCAUAUUGAAAAAAUAACCAAGAAGAAUGAAUCCGUCACCGCGCACACAGUCUACGGAAGUUUUGAUCUUAAACAAUUCGAGACAUUCCUACCAUCAAGAGAUUGCGAAUUCUACUUUUGUGGUCCUGCUGGGUUCAUGACGACUGUAUAUAAAGCGCUUAGCAACAAAUGGGGAAUUCCUACAUCUCAGCUACACUACGAGUAUUUUGGCCCGACACAAGACAUUAGUGCCGAAACAUCAAUACGGCGACCGUCGUCGUCAUGCCCGUUUGCGAUGUUCGACUCUCACACUCAGGAAAUGAGUUUUAAUUGCAAGAACUUUCGGUCGCGCUUAGUGGUCGCUGCAAUGGUUGCAACGACAGCUGUCCUGCUAACAACAAUCUUACGACUUAGAAAAUAA